UUUUUUAAGAGGUGUUUUGCCAGGCCAACGAAUCUUUUGUCUUGUUCUGCUUGCAGCACUUUAUUCUCCUCUCCUCCAUCUGCAUUGACGUUGUUGACCUUUCCUCCAAGCAGAAGCACAAGAAGAAUUGUGACAGCGAGUGCAAUAUUGUAGAUGCUCUUAGACUUCAUUCCUGAGCGGUCGUUGACUUGACGAGAAGCAGGAAAACACAGAUUUUGUUUGUGUUGAGACAAUUGAAGAGUGUUGGAUUUAUGAUGAAGGUUACUAGUUUAAGUGAUGAAAACAUCGGUUUUUAUAUGUUGUUUUUAUAUGUUGUUCAUAGAACAACAGCAACAGAUUUUGCUCAGGAGUGAUGAAAAGGGGCUCUGAAUUGAUCAAGGGGGAUUUAAGUGAUAUCAGAGGAGGAUAAAUAAUCUAUUGAUCUUUCGAUAUCACGACAAAAUAAGGAUAUCAACGGAUUCGAAGGGAUAUCGGAAGAAUAAAAGGGAAGUCGAGAAUAUCGGUGAUCCUAAGAUAUCCAACUCUAUGAUAUCCACCUUACACCACUUAAUCCCUCGAUAUCAGGCCCAAAUAAACCUCGAAAAUCGAAACCAACCAUUGAAAUUUCCCGAUAUCCACCUUAAUCCAUCCAAAACUCAGAUAUAUUACAUCUUACCUUUUCAGCGCCGCAGGCGAAUAUUUUGA
Messenger RNA from Meloidogyne enterolobii, 684 nucleotides. Lineage: Eukaryota; Metazoa; Nematoda; Chromadorea; Rhabditida; Meloidogynidae. The record is from the annotation of a GenBank genome assembly.